This is a messenger RNA of Gadus chalcogrammus (walleye pollock), 949 nucleotides long. Its product is annotated as potassium channel subfamily K member 16-like. The coding region runs from base 1 to 882 and encodes 293 amino acids. Gene Ontology annotation, molecular function: potassium ion leak channel activity. The transcript is spliced from 5 exons. Gene Ontology annotation, biological process: stabilization of membrane potential; potassium ion transmembrane transport. The record is from RefSeq and is a predicted model, not a curated record. Gene Ontology annotation, cellular component: membrane. Lineage: Eukaryota; Metazoa; Chordata; Actinopteri; Gadiformes; Gadidae.
AUGGCGAGGUUCCAGGAGGCUGGGGGUAAGGUGAGCUGGACAGGGCUGCUGGUUCUUGUGCACUUCUCCUACCUGCUGGUCGGUGCCACCAUCUUCCAGAUCCUGGAGCGCGAGGCGGAGAGCAACAACCGCAACCACUUCCAGCUGGAGAAGCUCAACUUCCUGGCCAACUACACCUGCCUGGACGGCCCAGCACUGGAGAAGUUUGUGCAGGUCAUUUUGGAUGCAUGGGAAAAGGGUGUGAAUCCAUCUGGCAACUCAACCAACCCCAGUAACUGGGAUUUCAGCAGUUCCUUCUUUUUUGCUGGCACAGUGGUCACAACUAUAGGCUAUGGUAAUUUGUCCCCGAGCACUGUGUCCGGCCAGGUGUUCUGUGUUUUCUACGCCUUGUGUGGGAUACCCCUCAACCUGGUGUUCCUCAACCAGCUGGGAAAGUGCCUCACCAUCCACCUGGGACGGCUGGAGAGAGGCAUGCUCUCUCUGGUUCCCCAUAAGCAGGUGGUGGAGGUCCUAGCCGUGGGUCUGUUCGUGGCGUCGGGCAGCCUGCUGUUUCUGGUCAUCCCUCCGCUGUUGUUCAGUUACGUGGAGGACUGGUCUUAUGGCGAGGGCUUCUACUACGCCUUCAUCACCCUCAGCACCAUCGGCUUCGGUGAUUACGUCGUGGGGACGGAUCCGGACAAGCACUACAUCACCGUGUACCGGAGCCUGGCCGGGGUGUGGAUCAUCUUUGCCCUGGCGUGGCUGGCCCUGGUCCUCAGCAUCGGCGCCAAGCUGAUGGAGAGCGCCAUCGUGCUGACGCGCCCGGGCCUCAGGAGACCGCCGGGGGGGGUGGAGGACGGGUCCUCCGGCAAACUGGAGGAGGAGCUGGGCCAGAGGGCCUAAGAGCCCAAGAUCUGAUUUAGGUUUUACACGACGACUGUCUCACCGGGAUGGAGAAUGACUGAAACAC